ACUUAGCCGAAAAUAAUGUUUGUGUUUACACCCCGCUAUAGUUCAUGGUGCAUUCAGCGCUAUUUAGUUGCUUCUCCAGUACUUUUUCCUCUCCUCUUAUCUUAUUUUCCACUUCCAGAUGUGCAGAAGCUUUCACUUCACGAAUCCAGAACACACAGCAGAUCAUCCUCCGAAGCUUCCAGAGGAUUGAGCGACGAUUCUAUCCUAGGGGGAAAAAAUGAAAGUGGCCGGACAGAAUCGCCGGAUAACGAUUCGGCAUUCAGCGAUACGGUUUCGAUGCUUUCCAGCGAAUCGUCAGCGAGCAGCGGCGGAAGCGGCGCCAAACCUCAAACCCUCAACUUGCAGAAUAUUCACCAAGACGAUGCUUCCAGAAUAAAGGCGGAAAAGAUCCGAAUGGCAAUGGAAAAAAUCAAGGAAGCCAACAUUCAAAAGCUGUUCGUCAAAGUGUUUACUACUGAUGGAUGUGCCAAGUCACUCUUGGUGGAUGAGAAGAUGUUGUGCUCUUACGUGACACGACUUUUAGCUGAUAAGAACCAUGUGAAGAUGGACCCGAAGUGGGCCAUUGUUGAGCAUUUGCCUGAUUUAUACAUGGAACGGUUUUAUGAAGACCAUGAGCUGCUGGUGGACAAUCUCCUUCUGUGGACGCGGGAGUCAAAGAACAAAAUCUACUUUGUGGAACGCCAUGAUAAAAUCAAACUCUUUGUGCAGCCAGAGCAGUUUCUUCUUUCCAAAGACCUCAAAGAUUCCUCCGACUACGACGAGCAUUCCAGAAAUAUGCUGCUGGAGGAUUUCUUCGCCUCGACCAAUGGGAGCUUGCCAGAGGUUGAAGGCCCACUUUACUUGAAGGCGGAUUCGAAGAAGGGCUGGAAAAAGUACCACUUUGUGCUGCGCGCAUCCGGCCUCUACUACUUUCCGAAGGAGAAAAUCAAAAGCGCCAAAGACCUGGUGUGUUUGGCUACCUUCGACAACAACCAGGUGUACUAUGGGGUGGGAUGGAAGAAGAAGUUCAAGGCGCCAACUGACUGUUGCUUCGCCAUCAAACAUCCCCGUCUGCAGGAGCCAAAGUCGACCAAGUUCAUCAAGUACCUCUGCGCCGAAGAUCAGGCCACUCUGGAAAAAUGGAUUAUUGGAAUGCGGAUUGCUAAGUUUGGGAAGCAGCUGAUGUACAACUACAGGGCUUUAAUGGACGAAUUGGCGCAGGAGGAAAUGGAUAUUUUGGCAAAUGCUCGAAGCUGCUCGGUGCAGUCGAUCGCAGUGCAAAGCAUCCAGUCUAACAGCACAACUCCAACCCAAGGAUAUUCUGGAAGUGAAGCUGGUUAUGGGACAGCGUCUGGAAGUGAAAUUUACUCGGCAACUAGCGAAGCCAGUUCCAGUUCAGGCCGACACAGCAGAGCCAGCAGUUCCAGUUCGAGCGGCUGCAUGUCCGAUGGAGCCCCUUCCAGUUGCGAAAAUGCCUUCGACUCUGAAUUUCCAAUGGGCACAAUCAAACGAAAACCUUCAAUGAAGCCGAAUUUACCGCUAACGAAUAUGACGAGACAACUGAAGGAAGUUGGCGAAACGAGAGACGAAGUCGAUGGAACAUUGCCAAUCAGUCCAGUGUCUUAUACGAAUACCGGGACAUUGACAAGACGGCAUAGCAGGCGAAAAUCCAACAAUUCCAACGACGAUUCCUCCAACACUGGCACCCUGAAGCGACAGCACUCAUACAAAUCGCGAGGGUCUUUGGACUCGAUGGGCACCAGAAGCGGAAACUCGACGCCCCUUUGCGGAACGCCCGUGAGGGAGCGAGUGAGUCCGUUCGGCGAUAGAUCGAGCCCAUUUGGAGACCGGCCCCCCAGCGCCUCUUCGCUAAGAAGUCCGGCCACUUCGCCUACCAGCCCGGAGCUGUCUAGUAUGACGGAUUCCAUCAUAUCAUUGCCACCCCCUCCGGACUCAAACGGCGACACCAUCAACGAGCCCUUGAACUACCAACUACCUCCUCCGCCCCCUGAGGUCUACAAUUCGAAUUUGUCCCUGGACAGUUUACCGCCGCCCCCGAAUCUCAGCGACCUGCCCCCGAUGAGCGGCAGCGAGCUGACGGGGAGUCAGCUGAGUCUGAUGUCGCUGCCGCCGCCCCCAGGCGAAGACACUGGGACGAUGCGGCGAAGAGCCGGAGGAAGCGCAAGUUCUAGUGCUUCAGCUACGCCCACCAAUGUGCUGAGUCCUGAAAGAACCCCGAUCCAGGGGAUGUCCCCCGACCAAACCCCAACACAUUCGAGACUGAACACACCCUGCGUGAGCCCGCCCAAUUCCAACUGCAGUACCCCCACUCAAACCAGCCCGCCCAACGCCUUCAGCCCCACCCACAGGAACGGGGGCGCUUUUCCCCAAGGUAGCCCAAUCUAUGGCCAGAACCACGACAGAAACCUGCCCGCCUAUGGAACCGCCACUAAUGGGUUCCACCAGGCUCCUCCAUAUGUUAAUCCGCCUCAAUACAGACAAUCGAGCACGCUUCCUGGUGGUUCAGCGUUUUCCAAUAACAGCGGCUUAAGGUCGUCAAUGCGGCAGGUGUCGCUGCCCAGGCAGAUUUCCUCCAAUAGCAUAUCGAGCAGCAACAGCAGCGGAUCAUCGGGCAACACCAUUUACGGGAGUGUGUACGAAGUGCGAAAUUCGCCCAAGGCGCCAAAGAAAGUGGCAUUCCAGGAGCCGACCAGCCCGAAGAAGGGCAGUAAAAAGAUCAGCUUCAACUUGACGCCCCAAGAGGUGCCGCCCCUACCAAAAAAGCCCAAUCCGCCAAAGAGGUCGGAAAGCACCAAGCUCUCCAGCCCGAAGAAGCUGGUCGAGCCUCCAAAGGAGUUCCUAAAAGACCUGCAGAGGGUGAUGAGGAAAAAGUGGCAGGUCGCCCAGAAAUGCAAGCUGGAACCGGAAACCACGCCCCAUGAAGUGUUGGGGUUCCGGGACCCGCCCACUUUGCUGCCCGACUACAAGGAGCACAAUGUCUCCAACUGGGUCAAGGAGCACUACGGGCCGAAUAAUCUCUACGAAAACGUCUACAGGGAUAGUCCGGAUGGAGUAGUGGAGUACGUCUCCUCCCCGGUUCAUUUGAGGGGCGACAUCCGGAACUCUAAACGGCCCCCACCGCCGCCUCCAAAGCGGAGCGAAACCACCCACCUGUCGACCCCUAAAAUGCACUGAUGCUGUGUUUCAUAAUAUAGCUUUUGAACAAAUAUCUCAUAUCAAACCUAAAGCCUAUUGAUUUUCCUACUAAGGCUGUGCCAGAUCUUAACAACCAACAGGUUGACGGGGUAGAGGAACUAUUUGCGCACAACGUUGCACCAAGUGGAACGAACCAGUAAUUUAAUUUAGUGAGUAAAAAACUCUGCUUAAUCUUCUCAACUAUGUUCCUUCAUGAAUGAAAAAGUGAGUGUCGGUCGCCUUCCUCUACCUUUUCGGGGGCAACUAGAGACGUUGCGUAAAAUCUGGUCACACCUAGAAUGUUAUAUUUUUUGAACGAUUGUAACGUUUCCCAUUAGCGUGACCAAUGAAGCUUUUGAUAUCCCAUAUACUAAUUAAUGGACGUUUAGAAGCUGGCGAAAUAUACAUACAGAGUGUUGUUAGAUCUUGGGUGCAAACAUGAGAAAUUGGUGCUGGAAAUUACUUUUGUUGUCGACUAGUAAAUUGAAUAUUUUACCGUUACUUAAAGAAUAACUUAAUAGCCAGCGUUUUGAAGCCCACGUUUUAGUUGUUUAAUUGAUGUUUUUAAAUUAGGUAAUUCUAUAUAUUAAAAAAAAUGAAUUUUUUGGUUUUAACCCAAUCAGUCAUAAAUUUCCAUUAGAAAUCAGACAUUGGAAAGAGCAGAAGCAGGUAUAAAAACCAGUCAACAAUAGGACCAACAAUAACAGCAUUAUCAUACGAUAAAACGCGUAUGGUAGUCUGAUAUGGUUGGCUGCAAAUGGAAAUAGAUUCAAGUCUCAAUUCCCUGUAUAUAUAUUUAUCGGCAGAAUUGAAGCUUUAUGUGACUGCCCUUUGUUGUCUUUCCCUAUAACUAUCCAUUAUAUCCAUUACAUGCAUUACUAUACAAACAGUGCAUAUUACAAGUUGACACCGACACGUUGAACUGAUGCGAUUUGAGACAUUUUUUCGAAAGUUAUAUUUCAUUGCACAUUAAAAAGUACUGCCACUACCAGCAAUGAUAGACGAUUCUAGGCUAAGACUUUCUAACAAAUACUGCCUACGAUAAUUUUCAGGCAAAAUUGUGAUUUAUUAAGUAAAUUGUAGAGAAAGAAUGAUGUGCCAUUAUUACACGAGUGAUUUUGCUGACUUUCUAGUUACUUUCAAUGAUUCGAAAAAAAAACCAUUAUAGUUUUUUGUACAUACAUUAGUUUUCUAGCAGUCAGUGUUUCAUGAGAAAUGUCAAACAAUUUAUGGUGCUUCUAGGUAUAAAUUCUAGGGGUUAGACGUAGCGAAAUUUGUGUGUUUUUAUAAAUUUUAUAAACACUUUUUACAGUGAUUAGUUGAAUAACAUUUGUUUAUAAGGGUAUAUCAAAAUGGUAAGCUGUUUAACGUAAUUAGUAGAGAUGUGACUUUUUUGAUAUAUUCUUCUGCGCUGAGGUGUUACAGGGUUCAAACGACAACUUGAUUUAAAUUAAUUACCAUUUUGCGAAUCAUACUUCUUGUGUAAAUAGUUGUCUUCGGUUAAUCCGCGACGGUCGAUACGAACAUUCAUUAUUCCUAUAAACUAAUCGCAACAAACUGUACAUUUUAUUUAAGCGUAUUUGUAGGAUAUUUGUACGUUCAUUUGAAUGCAUAUAAAUAAUAUACUGGAGGAUCUCUACAAUGCCAUUGCGUAUACGUAGCAAGUUUAUUUAAACUUUUUAUUUUUUACUAACCCUUAUUGUAGACAUGUAUAAUAAUUAAAUUAUUUUAAAAAACUGCUAAAGUUUCAAAACGGAACCGGGGCGUUGUAGAUCGACAGGGUUUUGGUUGAUUCAUUGUUUUUCUUGUUCAGUUUUAUCCGAAACGGUUCGGCUUCAACUACGACGAGGUGCUUAUUUGUAAUAAACACUUUGUAUACACUGUCUACCAUUUAUAAUAUUGAUAUACUAACUGUUACAUAUAGUAUUAAAUUAUAAAUAAAUCAUAUUUAAAAUA
This is a messenger RNA of Dendroctonus ponderosae (mountain pine beetle), 5130 nucleotides long. RefSeq names its product ras-associated and pleckstrin homology domains-containing protein 1. Lineage: Eukaryota; Metazoa; Arthropoda; Insecta; Coleoptera; Curculionidae. The transcript has 10 exons. Gene Ontology annotation, biological process: signal transduction. The record is from RefSeq and is a predicted model, not a curated record. The coding region runs from base 16 to 3174 and encodes 1052 amino acids.